AUGUCUCUUGAGCAGAGGAGUCUGCCCUGCAAGCCUGAUGAAGACCUUGAAGCCCAAGGAGAGGACUUGGGCCUGAUGGGUGCACAGGAUCCCACAGGCGAGGAGCAGGAGGCUACCUCCUCCUCUGACAAGGAGGAGGAGGAGAUGUCUGCUGUUGGGUCAUCAAGUCCUCCCCAGAGUCCUCAGGGAGGCGCUUCCUCCUCCACUUCCGUCUACUACGCUUUAUGGAGCCAAUUCGAUGAGGGCUCCAGCAGUCAAGAAGAGGAAGGGCCAAGCACCUCGGUCGACCCAGCUCACCUGGAUUUCAUGUUCCAAGAAACACUGAAAUUGAAGGUGGCUGAGUUGGUUCGUUUCCUGCUCCACAAAUAUCGAGUCAAGGAGCCGGUCACAAAGGCAGAAAUGCUGGAGAGAGUCAUCAAAAAUUACAAGCACUACUUUCCUGUGAUCUUCGGCAAAGCCUCCGAGUUCAUGCAGCUGAUCUUUGGCACUGAUGUGAAGGAGGUGGACCCCGCUGGCCACUCCUACAUCGUUGUCACUGCUCUUGGCCUCUCGUGUGAUAGCAUGCUGGGUGAUGGUCAUAGCAUGCCCAAGGCCGCCCUCCUGAUCAUUAUCCUGGGUGUGAUCUUAACCGAAGACAACUGCGCCCCUGAAGAGGUUAUCUGGGAAGCGUUGAGUGUGAUGGGGGUGUAUGUUGGGACGGAGCACAUUUUCUAUGGGGAGCCCAGGAAGCUGCUCACCCAAGAUUGGGUGCAGGAAAACUACCUGGAGUACCGGCAGGUGCCCGGCAGUGAUCCUGCGCACUACGAGUUCCUGUGGGGUUCAAAGGCCCAUGCUGAAACCAGCUAUGAGAAGAUCAUAAAUUAUUUGGUCAUGGUCAACGCAAGAGAGCCCAUUUGCUACCCAUCCCUUUAUGAAGAGGCUUUGGGAGAGGAGCAAGAGGGAGUCUGA
Molecule: messenger RNA, 948 nt
Organism: Nomascus leucogenys (northern white-cheeked gibbon)
Lineage: Eukaryota; Metazoa; Chordata; Mammalia; Primates; Hylobatidae
Product: melanoma-associated antigen 9
Biological process (GO): negative regulation of transcription by RNA polymerase II
Cellular component (GO): nucleus
Molecular function (GO): histone deacetylase binding
Source: RefSeq, a predicted model, not a curated record